Messenger RNA from Metarhizium acridum CQMa 102, 1065 nucleotides. RefSeq lists its product as uncharacterized. The record is from RefSeq and is a predicted model, not a curated record. Lineage: Eukaryota; Fungi; Ascomycota; Sordariomycetes; Hypocreales; Clavicipitaceae.
AUGCCAAUGAUUCGACCCCCAGGGCUUCGUCGCGCCGCGACAGCCCUCGCGCCCUCGUCCUCCAUCGCAAGCCGCACCAUCUCAUCCACAACCCCGGCCCAAGCCGACCCCCAAUGGCCUCUCCUCAAGAAACGAGCCAGGCCCUCAAACCACCAAGACACCAUCCACAGCGGCGCCACGUCCCUCAUCGAGAGCCUCAAAAGCCGACAGCCACAAACACCUCCCGCAGCCGAAACGGCAUCGUCACCCGCCUCCCCCAAACCCGACUCCCGCCUCAUGCUCAUCCUCCACGGCCUGAGCCCUCACCUCAACGCCAGCGACUUCUACCGCCUCGCGCCCAACGACCUCUCCUCCUGGCAGAGCGUCAUCAAAAGAGUCCAGCAGCAACGGAAUCCCACGACCCUCGAACCCCUCGGCCGCUACCACAUAUCAUUCUCCACCUCCGCAGCCGCAAUAUCCUACCGUGACCGCCUCCUCCGCCUCCACAAACUCGCCCAUCACAAAAUCCGCUCCCCGGGCGGCCUCUGGGAGAGCUCCACGCCGAGACACUUGAAAUCGCCCGCGGGCGAGGACCCGGCCGCGGAACUGGACGCGUACACGGUGACCUCUGGCACGCAGCGGACCGUGGACGUGCAGAGACGACGCGUAACAGGGGGCAACAAGUGGGCGCAGAAACUGGCCGGCAUCGUGGGCAAGCUCGGCCACGGGGAGAAGCCGCCGGUGGUGCUGGUCCACGUUUACCCCCCGACGCUGACGGCCGGCGAUCUGGCCAGGCAUAUUACGGAGGACGGGUCGUCGAGGGGUUGCGAGUGGAAAGUAUGUCCGCCGCAGGGGCUGCUGCCGGCCGCCGUCGAUGCGCCCGCUGCCGUGGACGCGCAGUCGCGCACAACAUGGGAUAUUAAUGUCCGGGAAAGGCUCAAGAGUCGAUUUGUCGUGGUUUGCGCCAACGACGCAGAGGCACGUCGCUUUCAUCGGCACUGGAAUCAAAGAAUCCUCACGGCUGGCCCGGGGGAUGCAGAGGCAUUGACAAGGAAUAUAGUUCAUGCAUCAAUAAUAAACUGGUAG